Molecule: messenger RNA, 264 nt
Organism: Nomia melanderi (Alkali bee)
Lineage: Eukaryota; Metazoa; Arthropoda; Insecta; Hymenoptera; Halictidae
Source: RefSeq, a predicted model, not a curated record
AGUAAAUAAUCGUAAAAAAACUGACACAAUGCCAUAUGGCAUGACAUAUCCUCGAUUUAUUCCAUUUGCUACAGCAGCUUUCUUAUCAAUGCUAAUGGGUGCACAAUGGGUUCACCAAAAAUAUAAACCUCUUGAAGAUUUAGAUGAACUUAUAGAAACGGAAUAUAAAAGAAGACUAGCAGAAAUGGAGCAUAAAUGAUACAGUAUUAAAAUUCUGUAUAGUAUUGUACAUGUAAAUAAUAUUAAAUCAUAAAUAAUGAAUAA